Messenger RNA from Heterobilharzia americana, 1051 nucleotides. The record is from the annotation of a GenBank genome assembly. Lineage: Eukaryota; Metazoa; Platyhelminthes; Trematoda; Strigeidida; Schistosomatidae.
UUUUCUUCGCAGUGUAGGUGUAAGAUUUGCUAGACAGUAUGCAUUAACGCUGUCUGUUUGUGCCUCAGCUUUAUUGAGUGAAAAAAGAGUAAAUGGAUGAAAAUUUCCUGAAAAGAAUGAUUUCGUUCGAGAAAAUGAUGGCACAGUCAUCGACUCAGUUUUGAUGCACAAAGCGACUCCAGAAUAUCUCCAGGAACUCCUCAAAGACAAGAGACAGCUACAGAAUUUUCCGAACAUUUUUCUACAUUUAGAAUUUAUUUUGGAGAAGGAAAUAACACGUGUUAGGCAAAAGCUUUUCCAUUUAAACGAGUCGGUAAAGAAGACCGAAAAUGAACUCCCACUUCCCUCUGGCAAUAUUGUGUCAUUACAGGAGAAAGUCUUUGUUCCGGUAAAAGAAAAUCCUAACUAUAACUUUGUUGGACGUCUUCUGGGUCCGAGAGGUUUGACUGCGAAGCAACUUGAGCAGGAUUUGGAGUGCAAAAUCAUGGUGAGAGGGAAAGGUUCACUGAGGGAUAAACGCAAGGAGGAUUUGAACAGGGGCAAACCGAACUGGGAACAUCUGGACGAGGAGCUUCAUGUCCUAGUAAGUGUGGAGGACUUUGAAAGUCGUGCAGCAAUAAAGCUCAGGAGAGCAUCCGAAACAAUUCGUGCAUUUCUCGAGCAAGGAGUACGAACGCCAGAAAAUGAGGACAGAUUGAAACAAUUACAGCUAAUGGAAUUGGCUGUUUUAAACGGUAUGGCAUGGUUGAUUGUGCUAUAUCUGUAAACGUUUGAGUGUUAUAGUGUGUAUGUCUACGUGCUGAUUCAUAUCUAGUAAUUUGAUUAACCGGUUGUUAUCAUAAAUCGUAACAAUCGUAGUAAUAAUGUUAUUGUGUUGUUAUUCUAACACUAACCAACUAAUAAAUUAGAUGACAUAUAUUUUGUACAUAUCCAAUUUAACUCAUACUGAUCAUGUUGUGCAUUCUUUCUUAUAAAACAAAGAAAGUAUAUUUUGGUGCCUCACUCAUUUAUACUGUAACUGCUUACACAUUAUGUCUGAAGAAGAACUGGA